UACACUUGUAAACAUGCACCUCUUCUCUGUGCUUCUUUUUAUAGGCAGUUUUUCAGUUUUAGGCGGAUUAUUAGCAUCACAAACAGAUAUCCAUAUGCUAACGAGGAGUCAUCCCGGUUUUAUAGAAGUUGUACUGUCGCCACAUCAGUCCGUUCUUACCAUUGAAAGUCAGAUAAUGGGUACCGGAUACAGAUCGGUAUUCGACAUGGACCAAAACCAGACCAGAUUAAUCAUCGAUACGGACGAACAUCCGGGUUUUUACAUUAUAAGUCUCAUCCAGAACGGGACAAUCCUGACCACCAGGUACAUCAAUGCAGUUUGUCAGAAACAAACACAGCUUGAUUUGAAUCAAACCUACGUCAUACAAUCACCCGAGUUUCCUCUGUCAUAUCACGCUGGCAUGCGAUGCUCGUGGAACAUAACAAAAUCCACUCAAAAUACAUGGUUCAAGAUGUCAGCUUUGGAGCUUGGGAACAACUGUUUGACGUCGUUUCAAAUGGACUUUAAGGAUAAACUCUGUUCCAAGACGAGGAAAAACAAGAGCUUAAUCGUAACAGACGACUCCGUAUUUUUGACAUUCUCUUCUCUUAGACCAGGGGAACCAUCUUCUUUACUUGUUGAAGUUAUUCCAGAAAUACCAUCCCCCACAAAUCUAACGGCCGUAUCCCAUGGUGACUCUGUGACCUUGACCUGGGACUGGAGUGGACCGGAGUAUGAUGACCUGCUUUGCGUGAUCGAAUACGUUAUGUAUCCUUCCGUUGUACCUAGUACAAUAAAAAGAAACUGUAGUGAUACGCCCUACACAUUAGAUACCAGCAUGCAUAGAGGACAACUGUACCAGAUUAGAAUUUUUUCCGAGACUCUCUUUUGGGAAAGUGAAAAAACGGACUACGUGAAUUUAGCGUCAGAGUGUCACCUUGAAGUUUUUAUUAGCAGUGGCAACGAGACGAAUAUUUUCUCAGACGGAUAUCCUAACCACCUUCAACCUUUCUCCAACUGUUCAUGGAAAAUAAACACAGAUUAUGAAAGCUAUCUCAAAGUGCAGAUUCACGACCUAAAUUUUUGUUAUAACCCAAUAGGCUGUCGAUCAACAUGUUUACAUAUUGAUGACAAAAACGUUUGUUCUAGUUCUCCAAAAAAGAAGGAAUAUCUACUUCAGAAUAACAGCACACUCAUUACUCUUAACACGACCAAUGAGAUAGGUGGGCGGGGCUUUAAUCUGUCAAUCAAAGCCGUGGAUUCACCACCACCUUUUGGAGAAACUUUUCAACUCCAUAGUGAGCAGGGGUUCAUAAACGUAUCAUGGCAACCGUAUUCAGGGUCAAAACGAUUGCUAAGAUACGUGAUCACUUACAGAACUGUACCGGAGGUUGCGUAUCACGUCAAGCCAAUUCACGUAAACACCACCCAUUACGUAAUCAACACGCGCUCUCACCUUGGUCAGCUGUUUGCUUUGAGACUAUCUUAUCUGACGGAGGGGGGCGAGGGGACACUAUCAGGUGUAAAGAUAAUCCGAGCAGUGUGUGGAUAUACUACAUUUUUACACCAUAAUCAAAGCCUAACUUUCUCAUCGCCUGAAGUGUCUGGAAACUACCUGUCCAACGUUUACUGCAAGUGGACCAUACUUAAUAAUCAAUCUCUGUGGUAUAAGAUCAAUUUUAUAAAAAUGGAUGUAGAAAACUCCAUAAUGUGUCAAAAGGAUUACGUGGAGUUUUCUGCAAACCAGAAGUACUGUGGAAACCGGACCGGAUCGUUUGUAAUCCGGAACAGCAAAGCAGUCAUUGCUUUCGUCACUGAUGACAGUAAUUCCGGCAUGGGUUUUUCUGGAACUAUAACAGCGUUAUACCCACCAUCUAGCAAACCAACAAAUCCAUCAAUAUCAAAAACGCAGUAUGGACUUCUAGUGAAAUGGACUGAACCAUUGGUAAAUCCAGGUCUUGUGAGAGGAUACAGAGUGAGGUAUAAACACGCUGAUAGGCCUUUGGUCCGUGUCAUUAUUGUAUCAGCCAAUGAAAAUGCGGCUUUUAUAAACACUCGGUCUUACCCGGGAUGUUUGUACGAAGUAUGGAUUUCUGCCAUUGGUGAGACUGUAGACAGCGAAGAAACCAAUCACAUAUAUUCUUAUUCAGAAUGUGGAAGUCGUCUAAGAGUUUCAAACACUUCAGAAUAUAUCAGUACGCCAUUCUACCCAGAAUUCCCGGAAGUGACGCAUCUGUGUUCAUGGAAUGUUUCCGCAGAUCAUGACUACACUGUGACAAUCAAGGAAGUGCAUAUAACUAAUUUCUCCACAAACUCAAGUGACCAGGACUAUUUAAUGGUGAACGAUAUAAAAUAUUUGUUAUCGAAUGUGACGCGAGGAAUGAAACGUUCGUUUUCUGGCAAGGAUACUUUAAGGAUCGUGAUGCGUGUAAGGAAAACGAGUGUUUUGACAGAAAUACGACCGAUACAUGGUCAUUUAGUAUCUACCAAUACCUACCCUGCAGGCCACGUGACAACUAGGUUGGUCACCAGCGGCACGAAUCCAGAUGCAGGUGCCCCCAGCUGACUAGUGAUGGGGAUUAUUACGUUGAAUCUCAUGAUGACGUCAUUGAAAAGUUAGGUGAUUCGCACUUUCUUCUAACAGAAGAUGGAGAAUCGGAUUGCAUUUUUCGAUGUAAUUCUACAUGUAUCUGCAAUACAACUGCAAUACGUUGUACAAGACGUGUAGAGAUACAAACUCAGAUGAACAUCAUUCAUGGUUUUUUUUACAUCUGUAACUGUCCAUACAAUGGCUGUCAUGCACUUUGCGUUAUUCAUGAUCAGCCAACUGACAUCAUCAUACAUGUACUGACAUAACAGAUUCUUUUACAUUGCUCAGUAUAUUACAUUGCUCAGUAUAUUAUAUUACAUUGCUCAGUAUAUUACAUUGCUCAGUAUAUUACAUUGCUCAGUAUAUUACAUUGAGUUUGUAUCCAUGUGACGGAAAAUUGAAUAAACCGAUAAAAGGAUAA
Messenger RNA from Magallana angulata, 2990 nucleotides. RefSeq lists its product as uncharacterized. The record is from RefSeq and is a predicted model, not a curated record. The coding region runs from base 14 to 2545 and encodes 843 amino acids. Gene Ontology annotation, molecular function: protein binding. The transcript is spliced from 12 exons. NCBI's taxonomy places the organism in Eukaryota, Metazoa, Mollusca, Bivalvia, Ostreida, Ostreidae.